This is a messenger RNA of Ostrinia furnacalis (Asian corn borer), 1217 nucleotides long. RefSeq names its product trp-interacting inaF-D (gene inaF-D). The transcript has 2 exons. Lineage: Eukaryota; Metazoa; Arthropoda; Insecta; Lepidoptera; Crambidae. The record is from RefSeq and is a predicted model, not a curated record. The coding region runs from base 643 to 1146 and encodes 167 amino acids.
CGCCGCCCGGCGGCGUCCAGCCCGCCUUGCCUCUCGGCCCGACGCCCGUCCAAUAAUCGUUGUCACAAUAACGCAUCACCCUCGUUUGGAUUAACUUUGUUUGCGUAUUGUUAUUCGCGACCUCACUUGACACAAAUAACACCCGUCACGCACCGACAUCCGAACCGCAGAUUGUACCUACUUAUACGAAAGUGUUAGUGUUGUGUGCGAACUCGAUUGCAGGAAAACACCAACUAGCCCGAUCUCUUAACAUAAUUUACGAAUAAUAAUCUUGUUUUGAAUUCGGUGCAAUCACGUUACCUACUGAAACCUAAACUGAAACAAUGAAAAUUGAAGGACGCAUUCAUGACAGACGAAUCGCGAUCGUACGGCUACGUCAGAGCAACUGGAAUAGAUCAACGAACCUCGGGCGUGAAAUUAAAGGAUAAACAAAUGAAAACCGUUUCGGGUGCGAUUAUAAUGUGGCAGCAGUCCGCAUCAGGAGGUGUCAAGCAGCAGACACUGGCGGCGGCGUGACCCGGCGUCGCGACUCGGCCGCGGCGCAUCGUCCGAACUGGGGCAUAUCAAUAAGCGUGUCCCAGUUACCUGGAUUUAGUGCGGAGCGAGUGCCGCGGUGCAUUUCGGCGGAGGGCGUCGGGCAGCAUGUCGGGCAAGUCGUGCGCGUCGGGCAGCAUGCGCUCGUGCGCGGGCUCGGCGCGGCUGGGCACCGGCCAUGAGGUGGUGCUGGACGCGCUGUACGAGCGCAAGCGCGACAAGAAGAGCGUGCGGGUGCUCACCGUCAUCAUUUACGUGUUCUGCGUGUCGUUGGCCGCUAUCAUGCUCUCGCUGUACUACGUGUUCUUCUGGGAGCCCAAGGACGCGCAAUACGCGCAACGCAAGGUGGCACACACUGUAGAGAAGCAAACCAGCACAACACCAAUGCCCACAUGCUUUAUGCCCUACACCGGAGGAGGCAAUACCACAGUGAGUGAAAAUGCUACAGAACAAACAAUAGUCAACAUCACCGAGGGUUACUCAAACGGGUCCGAAUUCAGCGAGUCCCCAUCGUCAGGAAGCGACAUCUUAGAGGCCGGUAACGCUUCAACGCCCAAUUACUUCGACUCGACUGAGGGUGACGUAGGCGGCGACAGCGGCGACAUUACAUGACCCUCGAACAAAACGCUAAAAGUAAUUAUAUGCAAUUCCAAAAAAACGUAGCAAAUAUCGUGAUGCGUACG